Messenger RNA from Rattus rattus (black rat), 783 nucleotides. Its product is annotated as cytochrome c oxidase subunit 4 isoform 2, mitochondrial. Bases 74 to 589 code for a protein of 171 amino acids. Gene Ontology annotation, biological process: mitochondrial electron transport, cytochrome c to oxygen. The record is from RefSeq and is a predicted model, not a curated record. The transcript has 5 exons. NCBI's taxonomy places the organism in Eukaryota, Metazoa, Chordata, Mammalia, Rodentia, Muridae.
CCUGGUCUGCGGUUCCCUGCCAGUCACUCAGCAGGGCAGUUCUGGGUACCUCCGCCGUCUUCAGCUUGCAACUAUGUUUUCCAGAGCUGCCCGGAGUCUGGUAAUGAAGACAGGAGGACUCAGAACUCAAGGGACACACAGCCCAGGAGGUGCUGCUAGCAGUCAGCGGAGGAUGACCCCCUAUGUUGACUGCUAUGCCCAGCGCUCCUAUCCCAUGCCGGAUGAGCCUUACUGCACAGAGCUCAGCGAGGAGCAGCGGGCCCUGAAGGAGAAAGAAAAGGGCAGCUGGGCCCAGCUGAGCCAAGCAGAGAAGGUGGCCUUGUACCGGCUCCAGUUCCACGAGACCUUCGCAGAGAUGAACCAUCGCUCCAACGAAUGGAAGACAGUGAUGGGCUGCGUCUUCUUCUUCAUUGGAUUCACGGCUCUGGUGAUUUGGUGGCAGCGGGUCUAUGUGUUCCCUAAGAAGGUUGUCACCCUGACGGAAGAACGGAAAGCCCAGCAGCUCCAGCGCCUCCUGGACAUGAAGAGCAACCCCAUACAGGGCCUGUCUGCCCACUGGGAUUAUGAGAAGAAGGAGUGGAAAAAGUGACCAACAUCGUAGUCUGCUGCCUGCCCUUGCAAACGGAUUCUGCUUCCGCAGCCUAGGAGACCCUCCUCUCCUCUCCUCGCCUCUCCUCUCCUCUCCUCUCCUCUCCUCCCUUCCCCUCCCCCGCCUCCCGGCUUGUCUCUUCCAUUCCCUUCUGCUCCAAUAAAAGCAGCCUGCAUUGUUCUGCCUGCAAAGUC